CAAUUAUAAUAGACAUGAAUAGAUUGGAUGAACAUUAGCUGCAAUCCUUCAUCAACUCAAGGAUGUAAUUUGGUGAUCUGAAAUACAAGACACUUGUAGAAUCCUUAUUAUUCGAACAAGACAAUUAGGAAUUAAGUAUUUUGUUAAAUAGAUUAUAAUUCAAAGUUACCAAAAUUUAUGAAAUAUUCCAAAAACACAUCCAACUCUUCAGGACUCUCAAACAAAAUAACUUAUAGGAAGAUCAUAUAAACGCUGUAAUAGCUAAGCAAAUUUUGGGGAAUGGGAUGAUAGAAAAGAAAUUGUAUAUUUGUGUUUAAUGCUUUUAGAGUUUCUGGUAUGUUUGUGACUGGAUUCUAAAAGUUAUUUGGUUAAAAUUAAUAUACUUUAGCAUAGGCGACAAUCAAACUGAAGAAUCAUAUGACCAACGCAUUGAGAAUAGUCAAUGUGAAAGAUACUGCAUUGGAUGAGUUAUUAAAGGUAAUUGAUUUUGGAAAUCUAUUAAUAGGAUAAAGACAUUCAUAUACAAUUGGAUUUGGAAGAAACCAAGACCUUCAUGACUAAGUCGACUUAGGAUGAAUAAUUUGGUAAGGUAAUUUAGUUAUUUUGUAAUAGAUUUCAUUAGAAAUUAUAUCCAAUAUAAUUUACAGAAGAACUAAAGUUUUGGUUCGGAUCUGAAGUUAUGGAAAUAGAAGUUUUGGUCUUAAAGUGACAAUUAAGUGUUGUCUAACAUCACCAUCUAAAUACAUGCCAUAGAUUGGAUUGAAUAAGUUAAGCAAAUCAUCGAUAAGUUAUGGAUGUCAUAUUGUUCUAACUUAGACGACAUCCACUUAGCAAGAGCUAGUGAUCCUUUGUCAUUCAAACCAUUGCAAUUCAUAUCAGAUAUAUAUGAGAAGAAGAAAGCCAAUUUCUUCACUAUUGAUUCCUUGAUGCAUCACAUUAAAAAUCACGAAUACAAUUUUGAUAAGAUACAAGUGGCUUUUGGUCAUAAGAGUCCUAAAGAGGUCUUAAUCUCCUUCCUUUAACUAUUGGAUUGGUGCCACGACGUCUAAAAGUGGGAGAAAGUAAGCUGUAUAACAAUUGUAGAUCAUCUUCUCUUUGGUGCAGAAUAUCAAAAUGGAGUACUUAACGACAUAGCCAUACCAAGACUCUUUUAGAGAUGGAGGAUUUGUCAUGGAGAAUUACCUUGGUGCAAUCCUUUAGAACAUCAUAACUCUCUAAGAAAAAUUGGAUCAAUAGAAAUAGAUUAGUUUUUUGGAUGUAGAUUCUUUGGAUGAAACAAAUUUUGAAGGAGUGCUUUAUGAAGUCAAAAAUGACGGUGUAGAUUUCUAUGAAGACAAACUGAUGAUAUGUGGAUGCGUUACAUUUAAACUUGAAUAAUAAGGUAAAAUAGAUGGUAAAAUCGGAUAAGUGAUCAUGGAUUUGCCUGCAAUGUAGAGGUAUUAAGUAGUCACAUAAUUAGAAUCAUUAUUCAUGUUAGCAAAAUCACUUAAGAGUAUUUGUUACCCUUAUGGGAGAAUGAUAAACUCAAACCCAAGGUGAUCAAGUAUACAAUUAUUCAUGAUUAUAGACUGGUGCUCUUUAGGAUAGCCCAAUGCAUUAGAAGUGAAACUCAAAAGAAAGAGAGGAGUGAUAAUACUAUUCGUCUUUAGUUUUGA
Messenger RNA from Paramecium octaurelia, 1655 nucleotides. The record is from the annotation of a GenBank genome assembly. Lineage: Eukaryota; Ciliophora; Oligohymenophorea; Peniculida; Parameciidae.